Molecule: messenger RNA, 924 nt
Organism: Monoraphidium neglectum
Lineage: Eukaryota; Viridiplantae; Chlorophyta; Chlorophyceae; Sphaeropleales; Selenastraceae
Product: shikimate kinase-related protein
Exons: 5
Coding region: 1-924 (307 amino acids)
Cellular component (GO): cytosol
Source: RefSeq, a predicted model, not a curated record
AUGCGCGCGGUUGCAGCGCCGGCGUGCACUGUAGGCGGCAAAGCUAUCCUGCGCGCGACUGCUGCAGACAUCCAGGCGUCAGCUGCCCCAGGGCCAGACAGCGACGCCGCUCCUGACGGCAGCACAGACAGCCCCAUCAAGCCUGGCACGGCUGCCGCGCCAGGCGCCAAGCCCGGCGAGAAGAAGUCCAACAACAUGCUGUUGUCGGAGGGCCUGCUGAGCGUCAGCAUAGCGAUCAUAGGGGACGACACAGCACUCAACUGGUCUGUCUGCCAGGCUCUGUCGAAGCGCAUCGGCUGGUUCCCCGUGUCCACCAGCCGCGUGCUGUGCGGCAUGCACAAGGUGGAGUCCAUCGAUCAGCUGGUGGAGCGCGAUGGCUACGACGCAGUCGCCACCUACGAGGGGGAGAUGCUGCGGGGCAUGCGGGACCAGCGGCGCUGCUGCGUUGCGACCCUGGGGGAUGGCGCCAGCACGCGGCCGGAGAUUUACGACACCCUGGACGCAUCACUCAUCAUCUGGAUAGACGAGGCCGACCAGCGCGCCCCCAAGGCAACAAGCCCCGCCCGCGAGCUGUGGCGCGCCCACACCGAGCUGCCCGUGCGCGUGGCCGUGCCCAUGGGCUUCUCGUCCAAGCGGCGCACUGUUGAGGACAAGGCCAGGGAGAUCGUGGGGCCCUUGGCCAGGGGUCUGCUGCAGAUGCUCAAGGAGGACCCGCAGCUGCCAGCGAGGAAGCUGCUGUACGGCGAGAUGGGGUACCGGGGCGACUGGCCGCAGCUCAUGCCGCCGAACUGGAACCCGGUGCUGGACCGGCUUGGGGCAGGGGGCGCAGCCGGAGAGGAGGCCGCACUGCAGCAGGACGGAGCACAAACGCAGCAAGUAGGAGGUGGCGGCGGGGACGUCGGUGCGGGCACAGUGGUUUCCUGA